Messenger RNA from Acomys russatus (golden spiny mouse), 2786 nucleotides. It is a transcript of the gene St3gal2, whose product is annotated as ST3 beta-galactoside alpha-2,3-sialyltransferase 2. Lineage: Eukaryota; Metazoa; Chordata; Mammalia; Rodentia; Muridae. The record is from RefSeq and is a predicted model, not a curated record. The coding region runs from base 755 to 1807 and encodes 350 amino acids. The transcript has 6 exons. Gene Ontology annotation, molecular function: beta-galactoside (CMP) alpha-2,3-sialyltransferase activity.
CUUUGUGAUCUCCUGUGCACCUGCAGCUAGGGCUGCAAUCACCAGGAGAAAGGACCAGCACCUCUGAUGGGAAGCAGUGGGCCAGAAGCUACGGAGUCGGAGGUUCCUGGUUUUUACAGCAGUUUCCUGACGCCCAUGAAGAUCACUGGUUUUCUUCCUGGCCUCAGGUCAGGCUCCUCUCCCUUGGCCAAGAAGUUGGGCCAGGAGGGCCUGCAAGUGUGAAGAGGUCUCGUGCAUGGAAUGCAGGCCCCCUGAAGCCAGAGUGUUCUCUGUGAUCAGAGUUGCAGGGCUUCCCCGCUGCGGGGGACGAGGGGCUGCCUCAGCGUCUGCUCAUGAGCCACAAGGGCCCCGACUGCUCCAGACUGGACCUUUUCAAGCCACCAAAGAGGCGGGUUCCUGGAGCUGGCGGCCAGCACUCACAAGGAACUCGAGGGCUGGGAUGGACUGACCUCUGCCUUGACAGGGUGGCAGAAGAAGCAGAGCCUUUGUGGCCCAGCUAGUGACUGAUUAGACCUAAUGAAGCCCUAAGCGGAGGCUCCAGUGGCUCAGGGACGGGGGGGAGGGAGGGGGGCUACUCUUGCAGACCUGCUUUCUUCCUUUUACUGAGGGAGGGCGUGGCAAAAGGCCCCUGCCACACCUCGUGCCCCUAUGCCCUUUACACGUGCUGCCAAAACAAGCAGGCUGCGCCGUGGCUGGCCUCACAGUGGGCUGGGAAAGGACUGGCCACGGUGACAGCUGCCCCGUGGCCAGCACAAUGAAGUGCUCCCUUCGGGUCUGGUUCCUCUCUAUGGCCUUCCUGCUGGUGUUCAUUAUGUCCCUGCUCUUCACCUACUCACACCACAGCAUGGCUGCCUUGCCCUACCUAGACUCGGGGACCCUGGGCGGAACACACCGGGUGAAGCUGGUGCCAGGCUACUCGGGACUGCAGCGCCUUGGCAAGGAGGGGCUUUUGGGGAAAAGUUGUGCCUGCAGUCGCUGCAUGGGUGAUGCCGGUACCUCUGACUGGUUUGACAGCCACUUUGACAGUAACAUCUCGCCUGUCUGGACCAGGGACAACAUGUAUCUCCCCCCGGAUGUCCAGAGGUGGUGGAUGAUGCUGCAACCCCAAUUCAAGUCACACAACACCAACGAGGUCCUGGAGAAGCUGUUCCAGAUUGUGCCUGGCGAGAACCCCUACCGUUUCCGGGAUCCCCAACAGUGCCGGCGCUGUGCUGUGGUGGGCAACUCAGGCAACCUUCGGGGCUCUGGCUAUGGGCAAGAAGUGGACAGCCACAACUUUAUCAUGAGGAUGAACCAGGCACCAACUGUGGGCUUUGAGAAGGAUGUUGGCAGCCGGACAACCCACCAUUUCAUGUACCCCGAGAGUGCCAAGAACCUGCCUGCCAAUGUCAGCUUUGUGUUGGUACCCUUCAAGGCCCUGGACCUAAUGUGGAUUGCCAGUGCCCUCUCCACAGGACAGAUCCGAUUCACUUAUGCCCCAGUGAAAUCCUUCCUUCGAGUGGACAAAGAAAAGGUCCAGAUUUACAACCCAGCCUUCUUCAAGUACAUCCAUGACAGGUGGACAGAGCAUCACGGGCGCUACCCUUCCACGGGAAUGCUGGUGCUCUUCUUUGCACUACAUGUGUGUGAUGAGGUAAACGUGUAUGGGUUCGGGGCUGACAGCCGAGGCAACUGGCACCACUACUGGGAGAACAACCGUUACGCGGGCGAGUUCCGGAAGACAGGAGUGCAUGAUGCUGAUUUCGAAGCCCAUAUCAUUGACAUGCUGGCCAAGGCCAGCAAAAUCGAGGUCUACCGAGGCAACUGAGCAGCUCAAGGCGCCAUCAGGACCAGUCAAGUCUCGGACCGGCAGGAGCCGGUUGCCACCCACCAAUCAGACUGCGCCGUCCCCAGCAACCAAUCAGUGCUGCAGUUGGGCAGAGCUUCUCUUUCUUAGCCAAUCAUGCGACUCAAGGAGAACUUCCGGCACCGCCGUCCCCACCAAUCAUGGCCUUGGGAUGCGGCGGUCCUCGAUCCCCUUCCCCUCCCCCUGCUUUGGAUAAGAGUUUCUUUUCCGCCUUUAAAGAGGCGGGGCUGGGGCUGUGCAGGAGCGCUUUGGACUACUUGUUUCCAGCUUAGGCCCGGAUGGGUGAGUGAAGCCCACCAAAGAAACGUGGUUGCGGUGAGACCCUCUCCAGGGCAUUCCGUGGCUCAUCAGGUAGUCGGGGAUUGCAUUCACUCCCAGUUGGGUGAACCUCCCUAGUGUCAGGAAGGGGUUGGAAACUCCACCGAGUCUCAUGCAAGGUGCUUCUCUCACAUGUGCCCUCACUCCUACUUUCCCCACCACCACCUCAGCGUCUGUCCUUAGGCCCUGGACCUCCUUUCCAGCUCAUCUGUUGAUCUAGAGACAAAAUGACACCACAGGGGCCCUGCUGCCCUCGCACUCACACCACAGCCCAUGUCUUUAGCCCUAAGGCAAGAGCAGCAUGGUGGAUAGCAGGUUGGAAAGGAGAGCACAGCUGCCUAUGCAUGUAUCUUUUCUUUAAUUGUCACCCCAAAGAGGAGCAGGCAGCCUCUUGCUUGGGGGUAGGAUUUGCUUUGGACUCAUACUUCAGUUACCCUGAAGCUGCCAGGGAUGGCUGUCCAACCAAGAUUGCUUGACAAUUCUUUGCAGGCCUCGCAGAUGGCUUGGAGCUUUGCUGGGGAGGAGCAUAUUGGUGGCUGCCAUGCAUGCCUCCUCCUGUCCGCAUCUUGACCCUGCUUACUCGCCCGUUCUAACUCGCUUUCCAGCUCCUAAAGGGCUGGUA